CGGGUGGCUGUCACCAUCGCUCAUGAGAGCCUGCCACUGCCGCUCUGGGAGAGGACCCAAGCAGAGCCGUUUCCCAUGGGGCUGGCACAGUGCCUGGCAGCUGCCUUCCUCCUCCUCCUCCUCCCAGACCCACUGCUGUUUCGGGUGUGCAGCCCUUGGGGAGCAUAUACCCCUGCAAACACUGCAAGUGCCAACUCUUUGCUGGCAGGUUUGAGCACUGGCCAACGGGUGGUGACGGUGCAGAAGGGGCCCCUCUACCGUGUGAGAGGGUCCCACAUCACGCUGUGGUGCAAGGUGAGCGGCUACCAGGGCCCGGCGGAGCAGAACUUCCAGUGGUCCAUCUACCUGCCCUCGGCCCCCGAGCGGGAGGUGCAGAUCGUCAGCACCAUCGACCCCUCCUUCCCCUACGCCAUCUACACCCAGCGUGUGCACAGCCAGGGGAUCUACGUGGAGCGGGUGCAGGGGGAUGCCGUCCUGCUGCACAUCACCGAGCUGCAGCACCGGGACGCCGGCGAGUACGAGUGCCACACGCCCAACACUGACGAGAGGUACUUUGGGAGUUACAGCGCCAAGGUGAACCUCUCAGUGAUCGCAGACACCCUCUCAGCUUCCAUGGCGCCCCAGGUCCUCACCCAUGCCGAAGGGGACGCGGUGGAGCUCAUCUGCGAGGUGUCCAAGUCCACCGCCCAGCACACGCAUCUCUCUGUUGGCUGGUACCAUCUCCAGGGAGCAGGAGAGAGCCACGCUGAGGAGGUCCUCACCCUCUCUAAGGACUUUGUUUUGACGCCAGGGCCCUCUUACGCGCAGAGGUUUCUGGCAGGGGACGUGCGGCUGAACAAAGUAGGGAACACCACCUACAAGCUCUCCAUCGGGGGAGUGGAGCCGUCCGACCAGGGGCAGCUGUACUGUGAGGCGGCCGAGUGGAUUGAGGAUCCCGAUGAGACGUGGAAGGACAUCUCCCGCAAGCAAACGGGGAGGACAUCGCUGGCAGUCGUGAGCCAGGACAGAGACCUCUCCGUGGACAUCACUGCUGCUGAAACCUCCCUUUCUGAAGGUGAUACCCUGCAGCUAAAUUGCAUGGUGGGAGCUCAGAAGAGCAGCAGCAGGCACUUCCAAGUGCUUUGGCUUCUCAACAGCGUGGAAGUGGCCAGGGUUGAUCCCUGUGGGGUAUUGAUUUGGAAAGAAGAAUAUGAGAAGAGAGCCAAGCUGGGGCAGCUCCGAGCAUUCAAGCAAAGCAACAUGGUUUAUGUCCUCACCAUCUAUGAGGUGGGGCUGAAGGACAACGGUAUGUACCACUGCUCUGUUUCGGAGGUGAAGACUGCUGGAGACUUUCACAGCAUCCAAACCAAUCUGUCAUCAGGCAUCCAAGUCAACGUGAAGCCGAUAGAGAGCAGCAUGCGCCUGUCCGUGUCCACCAGCACGCCGCAGGUCAUGGCAGGAGAUGCCUUGAUCUUCCUUUGCAAGGUGCAAGGAGCGACGAGCCCCGUGUCUGUGCAGUGGUGGCACCUGCCACCGCAGCACCCGGGUCCCCGGGUGCUGGUGGCCACCAUGGAUCGGGAUGGCACCCUGAGCCUGGGCAGCGCCUACCAGGAUGGCGGGACUCGGGGGAGUCUUCGGCUGGAGAAAGCGAGCUCUGGCACUUUCACCCUGGUGAUCCCCAACACGUUGGACGAGGGUGACAGUGGGCGGUACGGGUGCAAAGUGACGGAGUGGUCCCGAGGCCAGAGCUGGACAGAGGAGGGGGAGACAGCAGUGACAGUCAGCUCCAUGGGUCUUGGUCUGCAUGCCACGCUGAGAAGCCGAAUUGCCACCGUCGGAUACGGGCAGAGUUUUGAACUCGUCUGCCAAGUGAGUGCCAGCUACACCCUUGAGGAGGUGCCGGUGUCUGUGGGGUGGCUCUUCCAGCCCAGCCCACCCACAGGCCACUACCAGGAGCUGGUCCGGGUCCUUCCCAGCGGCACAGUGGCCUGGGGGGCAGCGCAGGCACGCUUCCAGGGGAAAGCCCAGCUGACGAAGGCUGCCACCUCCUCCAGGCUGCACAUCCACAAUGCUGCAGCUGCUGACGAGGGGGUGUACCAGUGUGAGGUGGAGGUCUGGAGGAGAAACACCCUGACGCUGAAGCAGCCAGCGGCCACCACCAAGUCCAAUGCCGUGGGGAUAAAGGUGGUGCUGCCAGAAAGCAAGCUUCAGGUAUCUACGAAGGAGAGCUCUGUGGAGAUUGCCGGCGGUGCUGACACAGCCAUUGAGUGCAGGAUUGUGUUUGCCCAGAAUAAUUCUCAGUUUGCUGUUACCUGGUACCUCCUACCUCCUCCUCCAGCAGAUGCAACCCCUCUGAAAAUCGUAAGGGCCGACUACAGCAGCAUACUGGAAUACGGGGCUGAGUUCAGCUCUCCUGCACAAAAGUCCCAGUUCCUGAGCCAGAGGGUGUCCAGCAAUGUUUUCUGGCUGUGGAUACUCUCUGCGAACCCCAGGGACCAGGGCAAGUACUACUGUGUGGUAGAGGAAUGGCUCUGGCUGGUGGAUGGCUGGUACAAACUCGGAGAGGGAGCAUCAGGAAGGACCACGCUGGAGUUCAAGCUCCCAGAGCGCAAACUGCACCUGGAGAAAACCAACCACAGCAUCUCGGUGAGGGAGGGCGAGGAGGUGACACUGCAGUGCCUGCUGCAGGGCACCCACCCGCCCGCCUCCCGCCUCUCGGCCACCGGGUUUCAGGGGGAGGAGAGCGGCCGUGCCAGGCCCCUGCUCACCCUCCACCAUGACGGUGCCAUCGAGUACCCCCAGGAGAGCCUGGCGGGGAUGCUGCACCUCCUCCGCCCCCCUGCCGGUGACUUCAGCCUGACGCUGCGCAGCACGGAGAAGGGCGAUGCCGUGGUGUAUCACUGCCAGGGGCAGAAGUGGCAGCAGGAGAGCGAGGGGAAGGACUGGGCUCCGCAAGCCUUUGCGCACUCGGGGUACACUCGGCUCACCACCAUCCCACCAG
Messenger RNA from Pelecanus crispus (Dalmatian pelican), 2980 nucleotides. The record is from RefSeq and is a predicted model, not a curated record. NCBI's taxonomy places the organism in Eukaryota, Metazoa, Chordata, Aves, Pelecaniformes, Pelecanidae.